Molecule: messenger RNA, 1310 nt
Organism: Meira miltonrushii
Lineage: Eukaryota; Fungi; Basidiomycota; Exobasidiomycetes; Exobasidiales; Brachybasidiaceae
Product: P-loop containing nucleoside triphosphate hydrolase protein
Exons: 2
Coding region: 60-1061 (333 amino acids)
Biological process (GO): iron-sulfur cluster assembly
Cellular component (GO): cytosol
Molecular function (GO): 4 iron, 4 sulfur cluster binding; ATP-dependent FeS chaperone activity; ATP binding
Source: RefSeq, a predicted model, not a curated record
CCACUACAACAACAAAAGCUUCUUACCUCUUUCGAUAGUAUACAUCAUAUCAAUAAAGCAUGACUACCACCGAAAGUGGACCAUCGAAUGCUUCCGCCUCAUCGGCAACAGCGAAUGCAGAUCCUAAACUUCAACGUAGAUUAGCAGAUGUGAAGAAUAUAAUUCUUGUUUUAUCCGGGAAAGGUGGCGUAGGUAAAUCAUCUGUUUCUGCUCAAUUAGCACUAUCUCUAUCGAGCCCUUCACCUUCUCGACCUGUUCCAUCUAGGGUUGCCCUUUUGGAUGUUGAUCUUACAGGUCCAAGUAUUCCUCGUAUGCUCGGCCUAGAUGGCCAGUCUAUCCGACAAUCACAAGAUGGAUGGGUACCCGUUUAUGCUGAUGCUUCACAAUCUUUGGCAGUGAUGAGCGUUGGAUUCUUAUUAAAGAGUAAAAAUGAUUCAGUAGUUUGGAGAGGACCGAAAAAGAAUGCGAUGAUUCGACAAUUCUUAGGUGACGUUCGAUGGGGAUCUUUGGAUUACCUUAUCAUCGAUACACCUCCAGGUACAUCUGAUGAACACAUCUCUAUCAUGGAAUAUCUGCAUCCUUUCAAUCCGAAAGCAGUCUUGGUCACAACGCCUCAAGCAAUCUCUUUGGCAGACAAUUUACGUAGUUUAGACUUUUGCAAAAAGACUGGCUUACCUCUCAUUGGUUUGAUUGAGAAUAUGAGUGGAUACAUCUGUCCACAUUGCGCAGAAUGUACAAAUGUUUGGGGAAAAGGUGGUGGUGAAGCAUUGGCAAACAGGGAAGGUAUUCGAUUCUUGGGUAGGAUACCGAUCGAUCCAAAACUCGUUCGUGUAUUGGAUGAUGCCAAAGAAGAAGUAGCAAGAAAGGAUGGAGAAGUUAUCAAUAAUCUGGAGGGAGAUCUUCGCAUAAUGCAGUCAAGAGUCAACGUUCAAGAUAGUACGACUCCUAUUGGUACCUCACUAAGUCGUACAAUCUUAGAACGUUAUAAAGAUUCUGAUACGUUUCCAAUAUUCCAAAAGAUCACUGAGCAGGUAACAGAUGCAGUAUCUGCGAAUCAUUAAACAUUUUUACCACGACUUACUUGUAUACUAUCAUAUGAAUGCAUACUCUUUUUCAUCUUACGGAUCUCCAUUUCAAUCCGGGGGGUCUUUCAUUCUAGCCAACUUUGCAAUUCGAAAAGGUCAUCGAAUCCCAUCUGAUUGCUUCUCAUGCCUGCCCCUUUAUACUGAAUGAUGGCUGAGAGAUGCAUAUUUGAUUAUCAUGCUGUGAAGACACGUUUAUAUCAAUUCCUUACUUCUAAUGAUGUUCAU